Triplophysa dalaica is the source of this 1213-nucleotide messenger RNA. It is a transcript of the gene ostf1, whose product is annotated as osteoclast stimulating factor 1. The coding region runs from base 173 to 817 and encodes 214 amino acids. The record is from RefSeq and is a predicted model, not a curated record. Gene Ontology annotation, molecular function: protein binding. The transcript has 10 exons. NCBI's taxonomy places the organism in Eukaryota, Metazoa, Chordata, Actinopteri, Cypriniformes, Nemacheilidae. Gene Ontology annotation, biological process: signal transduction.
GUGACUCUUCCGCAUCGGGCUCUUGACGCUUCCUCAUUGACAGCGCCUAAAGGAGGAAAGCUGCGAUCCUGCGACUCUAUUUGCGUUCCGUCAGUAUUUACGCCGCUUUAACCUUAAAAGCACAUCUUCAGAACUCGAGAAUCUUCUUUAAACGACUUUGUAGAGUUAAGAAAUGUCAAAGCCUCCCCCCAAACCAGCAAAACCAGGUCAGGUUAAAGUCUUCAGGGCUUUAUUCACCUUUGAUCCAAGAACGCCAGAUGAACUGUACUUUGAGGAAGGAGAUAUUCUGUACAUCUCAGAUACUAGUGACAGUAACUGGUGGAAGGGCACAUGUCGGGGAAGGACUGGUCUUAUUCCCAGUAAUUAUGUGGCUGAACAAGCAGAAUCCAUAGACAACCCCAUGCAUGAAGCAGCAAAGAGAGGUAAUUUAAGUUGGCUCAGAGAGUGUUUGGAUAAUAAGGUUGGAAUCAACGGACUGGAUAAAGCUGGAAACACGGCUCUUUACUGGGCCUGUCACGGAGGACAUAAAGAUGUGGUGGAGAUCUUGCUUAGUCAGGCAAACUGUGAGUUCAAUCAGCAGAAUAAACUGGGAGACUCGCCUCUACACGCAGCCGCCUGGAAGGGUUAUGCAGAUAUAGUCGAGAUGUUGCUCAAUAAAAAUGCCAGGACAGACAUUUUGAAUAAUGAAAAGAAGACGGCUCUGGAUAUGUCCACUAACGCUCAGUGUGCUUCUCUACUGAAGAGGAAAGUUGGAGGAGUGAUUCUGCGCAAUCACAGUAAUGCUGAGGAGUAUCUGGACGACGAUGAUUCUGACUAAAACAACGGCGACGCUAAUGAAGUCCAUUCAUUCCUACAUCAGAAUGUGUAUAUAGAUCCGGUCUCUAUUGAGCUGUUGUCUAAAGAUUGAAAACCUUUUGCAUUCCAGUUUAUUGUUAAAGUAUUGCAGGACGUGUGAAUGAUGGACACAAUGAACGGUUGGGCUUCUCUGUACUGUAUUUAUUCUCUAAUUCCAUUUUAAAGUUCCUUUCAUACGACCAGAAUCCUCUGUGGGCACUGGGGGGGUUUUAUUUGGUUCAUUUUAUGCGCGUGUGGGUUAGUGUGUGUGUGUGUGUGUGUGUGUGUGUGUGUGAGACUGUUUAAACAAGGGCUUCUGAGAUGCAUGUAAAUCUAACAUGUUAAAACUAUGCAAAUAAAUCAGUGGGCUUUUCUUGCA